This is a messenger RNA of Prinia subflava (tawny-flanked prinia), 1904 nucleotides long. RefSeq names its product RNA binding motif protein 45 (gene RBM45). The transcript is spliced from 10 exons. Bases 153 to 1559 code for a protein of 468 amino acids. Lineage: Eukaryota; Metazoa; Chordata; Aves; Passeriformes; Cisticolidae. Gene Ontology annotation, cellular component: nucleus. The record is from RefSeq and is a predicted model, not a curated record. Gene Ontology annotation, molecular function: mRNA binding.
GGGAAGGGAAAGGGCGGUGGAAGGGGCGGUGGAAAGGGAAGGGGCGGUGGAAAGGGCGGUGGAAGGGAAGGCCCUGCCGGAUCCGGCGGAAGAGGCGCCGCUCACUUCCCUGCCGUGCCCCGGAGGAGCCCGCGGUGCUCGGCGGCCCCGCCAUGGAGGAGAGCAGCGGCAUCCGCCUCUCGGCCGAGUGCCUGGACGAGCCGCCCAACAGCCGCGUCUUCGUGGUGCUGGGCAAGGACACCGGCGAGGCGCUGAUCCGGGAGCGCUUCUCGCCCUUCGGGGACAUCCAGAACAUCUGGCUCCUGCGGGACAGGCGCACCAACGAGUCCCGCGGCAUCGCCUUCAUCAAGUUCGCCCGCAGCUCGCAGGCCUGCCGGGCCAUGGAGGAGAUGCACGGCCGCAGCCUGCUCCCCGACGGCAAGCCCAUCAAGGUAUUUAUUGCCCAGUCCAGAGCUUCUGGAAGCCACCGAGAUCUUGAAGAUGAGGAGCUUACACGAAUCUUUGUUAUGAUACCAAAAACCUACACGGAGGAGGAUCUGCGAGAGAAGUUCAAGAUGUAUGGAGACAUUGAAUAUUGCAGCAUUAUUAAGAACAAGACUACUGGAGAAAGUAAAGGUUUGGGCUACGUCAGAUACCUGAAGCCAUCGCAGGCUGCCCGAGCAAUUGAAGAGUGUGAUCGAAGCUACAGGGCCAUUUUGGCUGAACCUAAAAAUAAGUCAUCUGAGUCUUUUGAACACGAUUAUUACAGCAAUACCAUGAGGCCAGAACUAAGAGGAAAUACGCUUCCAUUUUGCAUGCAGCCGGAGUUCUGUGCCUUUGAGAAGGCUGAGGCCCGCGUUCAGGAGCCGGUCUCCAAGCGCCUGUCGGUGGUGUCGCGGCUCCCCGUCACUCAGGAGCAGCUCUUCGCCCUCUUCGAUUUAGUGCCGGGGCUGGAAUACUGUGAUGUGCAGAGAGACCCUCACACCAACAGCGGGUACGCUGUGAUUCAGUACAGCACUGCUGCCUCAGCCAUAUAUGCCAAGUACAAACUGCACGGGUUUGAGUAUCCUCCUGGAAAUCGACUGACUGUCAUCUUCCUGGAAGAUGGGAAUGAUAGCUCAGAGCUGAUCAGGAAAAUGGCCACACAGCUGGUGACAGCCCAGGUGUCGUCGGCGCUGCGCAGCGGCAGCGCGCUGGUUCAGCAGUACAGGACGCCUCCUCAAGCAUUUGGAGGAACUUCUGGCCCACAGUUGCUGCAGCCCCAAACAGAUGCCAUACUUCCACCACCCAAAAAAAAAGUUCCACCUGACACUUCUGUGAAGGAAAGGCUUUUCAUACUUUUUCAUCCCCAUCCUUUACCUGUAAAUGUACUGGAGGAUGUGUUCUGUCGUUUUGGACAAUUGAUAAGUGUUUAUCUUGUGGCUGGAAAAAAUGUGGGCUAUGCCAAAUUUGCAGACAGAGCGAGUGCCAGCGAGGCCAUAACUGCAUUGCACGGCAAGAUAGUGAAUGGCGUGAGGCUGAAGGUGAGGCUGGCAGACUCGCCCUCCGACGAGCCCAACAAGCGCCAGAGGACCUACUGAGCAGAAACUAAGUAAUGACAUGAUCCUCAGCUAGCUGACUGACUGACUGAAAACGUGACUAGACAUGGUUCCUGUGGACAGUGACAGCUUUUUUCAAUGACACCUUUUUUUUUUUGUUAAUUGUUACUUAGUUGAUCUCUCUAUCAUCCUUUUUCUUUCUUAAUAUGCAGACAUGCAGUUUUGAAAGUUAUAAUGUAGACAUUAAAAACUGUAAACUGGUGGUUGUUCUUGUAAUAGUAUAUAACUUGUAUUACAGAAAUAGCUCUUGUUUUUACCUGAAUCCUUCCUAUAAGAUGGAAUUUACAAUGAUGGAGGAAAUAAAGGAGCCAGCAUUUUCUGACUUGA